This is a messenger RNA of Humulus lupulus (European hop), 687 nucleotides long. RefSeq names its product protein yippee-like At5g53940. Gene Ontology annotation, cellular component: ubiquitin ligase complex. The coding region runs from base 96 to 479 and encodes 127 amino acids. Lineage: Eukaryota; Viridiplantae; Streptophyta; Magnoliopsida; Rosales; Cannabaceae. The record is from RefSeq and is a predicted model, not a curated record. The transcript is spliced from 5 exons.
AGUGCCAGAUUUAAGACAAUUGUUAGUUAGGAUUAUCAGUUUCGGUUCGUUUAGAUUUGUGCUGGUAUAGAGAGAGUCAUCAAAGGUAGGUCAACAUGGGAAGAGUCUUCCUCGUUGAAUUGGACGGCAGAGCUUACCGAUGCCGAUUCUGCGAUUCCCCUCUUGCCCUCGCCGACGAUGUUCUCUCCCGGACAUUCAAUUGCCGUAAAGGGAGAGCAUAUCUAUUCAGCAACGUGGUUAAUGUUACGCUCGGGAAUGAGGAGGAGAGAUUGAUGCUUUCUGGUUUGCAUACUGUAGAAGAUAUCUUCUGCUGUUGUUGUGGUCAAAUUCUUGGCUGGAAAUAUGUUGUUGCACAUGACAAGAACCAAAAGUACAAGGAAGGGAAAUUCGUGCUUGAGAGAUGGAGGAUAGACGAGGAUGUGGCCGACGAAUUGGAUCUUGAUGCUCGUCCUGGUUCAAGCGAUGCAGAAAAUGUUUAGGAAUAUAUUUUGCCUUUUCAUAAAAUAAAUAAAUGCUAGAAACCUGGCUGUAAGUUAUAUUUAUAUGAAUCAAGAGUAGAACAAAGAGUAUCUUAUUUAUUGUUACAAAUAGUUAUAAUUUUAGAAUAUUAGUGAUGCAUAAGCCUCAAAAGAACCUGGAUGAACAUAUGAAUGUUGUAUUAGAUUAAUGUUAGUAUUAUUAUUUAAA